Impatiens glandulifera is the source of this 2689-nucleotide messenger RNA. RefSeq names its product serine-rich adhesin for platelets-like. The transcript is spliced from 5 exons. NCBI's taxonomy places the organism in Eukaryota, Viridiplantae, Streptophyta, Magnoliopsida, Ericales, Balsaminaceae. The record is from RefSeq and is a predicted model, not a curated record. Bases 132 to 2420 code for a protein of 762 amino acids.
CUGAACUAUAAACAAGGAGGAAAAGAACUCUCUCUCUCUAUCUCUCUCUGUGUGAUAAAUUUCGUUCAGAGACUUUCUCUUCUUUUAUCUAGUGACGAUUUAGUGAAUGCUGGUAUAGGUUAUUGAAGAAUAUGGGUGGGGAUAAUAAACAAGGACUGAAGAAAAUAGGUUAUGUUGGCGGAUUCCUGCAGCUGUUUGACUGGAAAUCAAAAUCUAGGAAGAAGCUAUUUGCUAGCAAGUCUGAUUUAUCAGAACAAUCAAAGGGGAAAAAAGGAACACAUGGAAAUCAUCCAACUACACGGUUUUAUCUGACUGAUGAUGAUGAAACUCUAAUGGGUUCAAGUCUUAAAGGUAGUGAAUAUAGUUGUGCUUCAUCAAUGACUGAUGAUGAUGGAUACGGAAAUAAGGCUCCUGGUGUGGUUGCCCGACUAAUGGGGUUAGAUUCAUUGCCCACAUCUUAUUUCGGAGAGCCUUGUGCAACCACUCCAUUUCUUGACUCACAGUCUCUUAAAGAUCAUUGUCAAACACUUUCGGGGACAUCAAUCCAGAAUUCAGUUGAGAUUAUGUCACAGAAAAUGAUAAACAGCCCUAUUAAGAAGUUCCAAACUGAAAUAUUGCCUCCUAAGUCGGCUAAACCGAUACCCAUCACUCAAAAUAAGCUUUUGUCGCCAAUUAAAAGCCCCGGUUUUGUUCUUUUGAAGGAUGCAUCCGACAUAAUGGAAGCUGCUGCCAAAAUCAUUGAUCCGGGACUACAAGCUUCAUCAUCAUCUACUUCCAAGUCCAAAACGCGUUUGAUUGGAUCUUCAUCCGUUCCUUUGAAAGUUAAGGAUUUGAAAGAGAAAGCAGAAGGUGUUCAAAAAUCAUCCAGGUUUCCAAAGGGACAAUGCAGAUCAAGAUCCUCUUCUGAUGAUGAUGUAAAUAACAAAGGCAGGUCUAUUUCGCUUGCUGUUCAAGCAAAAGUUAACGUUCAGAAACGGGAAGGGUUGAGCCAAAAUGCUAUCAGAAGCUCAUCUGGACAGAAAGAACAAUCGAUCAAAAAUCAACAGAACUGCCAGAAAAAGCCUUCAACAAACAAUUCUUCAACUUCCCUUAGGCAGAACAACAACCCAAAACAGAGCUGCCUAGUUGAUAAAGAGAAUUUACCUUCUAAGAAGAACAACCACCCAAAACAGAGCUGCCUACUUGAUAAAGAGAAUUUACCUUCUAAGCCUCUUCCUAAGGUGCAAGGAAGAAGAACAAAACCAGUCGACUCUUCUCCUGGUCAAAUGAAAUCCAUUGUCAAAUCCAAAGCAACUGAUCAUGGUUCAAAAAGUGCAUCCCUGAAGAAUAGGUUGAAUGAAGGCAAUUCUCAUCAAGAGAAGAAUGACAGACAAAUCUCAUUGAAAUCAGCAACAGAAAGAAAUCUUACUCGGGCUGAGGAAAACAAAGGCAAAGGUGUAGAUGUCGUCUCUUUUACAUUCACGUCUCCAAUCUCAAGAUCAAUGAAAAGCGAGAAACCACGACGGGCAUCCCAGAAAAAUAUGAAUGGAGGUGAUGGUGAUGCUUUAAGCGCUUUGUUGGAGCAAAAGCUAAAAGAAUUAACUCACAUUGUUGAUUCAAAUGGCGACUAUUCUUCUUCUUCUUCUUCCACUUCUCAAGAUUCGGUUUCAGAUAUUGAAUCAGUGACUACCACACAGAUAUCAUAUGAUAGUAUGAACCAAAAGGCGGCACAUCAUCAUCAUAGGCUUCAGAUAAACGAAGAAAUGAACAUGGAACCUUCCAAAAUGCUAGAAAAACAUUAUCCAAGUCCAAUCUCAGUUCUAGAAUCUUCUAGUCUGACAGAAAGUUGUAACUCCUCAAAAAGUAUUACUACUACGACUACAUCAUCAGUCCAAGCUGAUGCCAACUUAUCAGAUACAGAUUCAUCCACUUCCACAAUUAUCGCUCCAUCAAGUGGAUGGGAACUUGAGUAUAUAAAGGAGAUACUGUUGGACAUGGAGCCAAUGUUUGAAGACUAUGCAAUAGGCCGUUCUCAACAUUUUGUAAAUCCCCAAAUAUUCCAUCGAAUUGAGAACAGCCAAAAAUGUUCUUAUGGAGGAGAUGUUGGAAAGCAGAUGAGGAAAGUCUUGUUUGAUUUUGUGAAUGAAAGCAUGGAUUUGAGAUGCAGGCAGUAUACAAGAGGGGGAUGCGGUUAUAAGAAGGGAAUGCAGACGAUGAUGAGAAGAAAAGAGUGGUUAGCGGAAGAAGUAUAUGCGGAGAUGGAAGGAUGGAGAGGAUCGGGAGAUUGUAUGGUGGAUGAUUUAGUUGAAAAAGAUAUGAGCAGCCAGUUUGGGAAAUGGGUUGAGUUUGAUGUUGCAGUAUUUGAAGUUGGAGUGAAGAUUGAAGGAAGAAUCCUCACCUCAUUGAUUAAUGAAGUUGUUGCAGAUAUCUUCAGACUGUAAAAAAGUGUUGCCCUCAUUCUUUAUGGAUCUUUUGGGUUCUUCCAACCAGGUAAUUGUCAUUUCAAUUACUGUUUUAAUAGAAAUAGCCGUGGUUCAAUUGAUGAUAUCGAGUCUGUUUGGGGCCAGCAUAUCGUUAGCACCACUGAUACUUUUGAAUGUGUAUAAAUGAAAUUAGAACUGUAAUUUCAUCUUUAUAAAAUUGGAAUUGAAUUGUGUUUAUGUUUGGAGAACUCAUAGAAUUGAAAUUUCCAAGUGUGGGGAUGAUGUUG